AUGGCUAGCAUCGCCUUACUCGGAGCAGGUAUCUUUGCGCGGGAGGAACACCUCCCCGCCAUCGAAGCCGCCCCCACCCUCUCCCUCAAAGCAGUCUACUCCCGCUCCCGAUCCUCCGCCGAAGCCCUCGCCUCAGCCUCCCGUUCCCCCUCCACCGUCGCCAUCUACUUCGAUUCCCCCGCCAUCCCGGGCAAGUCCCUCGACGACCUGCUCCAGCGCACCGACAUCGCUGCUGUGGACGUGGUCUUGCCCAUUUUGCAGCAGCCCGAUGUUAUUCGGAAGGCGCUGCAGGCCGGGAAGCAUGUGCUGUCGGAGAAGCCCGUGGCCGGGGAUGUGAAGGGGGCGAGGGAGUUGAUUGCGUGGUAUGGAGGGUUGCAGUUGCAGCAGGGUGGGAGGCCGUUGUGGGGGGUGGCGGAGAAUUGGCGGUAUAUGGAGUCGUUGAGGUAUGCGGGGGAGAAGGUGAAGGAGAUUGGGGGGGAGUUGGUUACCUUUAGCUUGUCCAAGUAUGGGUCCAUUGCGGUCGGUAACAAGUACCUGGAAACUGCGUGGCGCAAAACCCCCUCGCACCAAGGCGGUUUCCUCCUCGACGGCGGCGUGCAUUUCGUCGCUGGCCUGCGCUACCUCCUCGCGGCCGCAGGUGAUGAGCUCGUGCAGGUAUCCGGCUACAGCACGCUGCUGGACCCGAAACUCGUCCCUGUCGACACGGUGCACGCAGCAGCGACUACGAAGGGCGGCCGUAGCGGGACGGUCGCCAUCUCGUUUGGCACGGCGCACAAAAAUGAGACGGAGCUGGAGAUCGUCAUGACGAAGGGGGUGGUUGGGUGGAACCCGACGGAGGCUCGGAUUCGGACGGGGACGGGGGAGGAAGAGAAGAAGGCGUUUGCGUACAGUUCGGGGGUUGUGGCGGAGGUGGCUGCUUUUGCGAAGGCGAUUGAGGAGGGGAAGUUGAAGGCUUUGCAGUCGCCGGAAGAGGCGCUGGGGGAUUUGUUGGUGUUGCAGGGGUUGUUGGAGUCCGGGGCGGGUGGUGCGGCGGUCACGGCGGUUGGGCUGUGA
Molecule: messenger RNA, 1053 nt
Organism: Dichotomopilus funicola
Lineage: Eukaryota; Fungi; Ascomycota; Sordariomycetes; Sordariales; Chaetomiaceae
Product: oxidoreductase-like protein
Exons: 3
Coding region: 1-1053 (350 amino acids)
Biological process (GO): NADPH regeneration
Cellular component (GO): cytoplasm
Molecular function (GO): oxidoreductase activity; nucleotide binding
Source: RefSeq, a predicted model, not a curated record